AUGGACAACACAUCUGUAACAGUAUUUACCAUGACUGCGUAUGCUGUAAUGGAAAAAAACAAGUACCUGCAGUUUUCUAUAUUUAUGUUGUUGUAUAUUUUGAUAAUCUCUUUCAAUUUGCUGCUGAUUGCUGUGAUAUGCUGUCAGAGAGCUCUGCAUCAACCCAUGUAUGUGUUCAUAUGUAACUUAGCUGCUAACGGACUAUAUGGCAGCACUGGAUUUCUUCCCUCUACUCUGAUUCUACUUUUGUCUGAGACAUAUGAGAUAUCAUUGCCGUGGUGUCUAAUACAAAUCUAUUGGGUACAUACAUAUGCAGCGGUUGAAUUUCAUAUUUUGGCUGUCAUGGGAUAUGACCGGUAUGUUGCCAUCUGUUAUCCACUACAUUAUCACAGCAUCAUGUCUAUUCCCAAGAUUUGUAAACUUAUUGCAUUGGCAUGGCUAUAUCCUUUUUCUCUCUUUCUGAUGUACUUCUGCUUGACUUUGAGGUUGAAGUUUUGUGGGAGGUUCAUACAUUUUAAAUUGUUUUGUGUCAAUUUUGAAUUGGUCAAAAAUGCGUGUUCUACCACAUCUUACCAUAGUAUUGUAGGACUUGUGCUAAUAGCUUUCAUUAUGAUCCCCCAGCUCCUCAUGAUUAUAUUCUCAUAUGCACACAUUUUCAGGGUCUGUCUGAAAUCCUCAAAAGAAUCUCAGGUCAAAGCACUGAAAACGUGCUUCCCUCAUUUACUUUCAGUAAUAAACUACUCUAUUGGAGGGUUUUUUGAAAUUGCUCAAAGUAGAUUUGACAUGAGUGGGACAUCUUUUAAGUUUCGGAUCAUCAUGUCACUAUACUAUACAUUGCUUACACCAUUGAUAAACCCUGCAAUUUACGGAAUGGCCAAUCAAACCAUCAGAAUGCACGUCUUAAAAAUAUACCGUGCGUCUAACAGGCUGGCCUCCUGUUAA
Salvelinus namaycush (lake trout) is the source of this 942-nucleotide messenger RNA. RefSeq names its product olfactory receptor 1496-like. Lineage: Eukaryota; Metazoa; Chordata; Actinopteri; Salmoniformes; Salmonidae. The record is from RefSeq and is a predicted model, not a curated record. Gene Ontology annotation, molecular function: G protein-coupled receptor activity; olfactory receptor activity. Gene Ontology annotation, cellular component: membrane. Bases 1 to 942 code for a protein of 313 amino acids. Gene Ontology annotation, biological process: G protein-coupled receptor signaling pathway. The transcript has a single exon.